AGAUUCUCCUCUCUUUCUCUGACUCCUCGCUCUCUCGUAUUCGCUCUUCCAUUUCAACCAGAUCUCAUCAACACCGACAAACAGGAGCCUCAAUAGUGAAACCAUCCAUGACGUUUGGCUCAGGAGGAUCCAGUGUCGUGGGACUUAGUCUAUGAUUGUUAUAGAUUGAUAAUUGGCGAGGAGCUGUUUGCUGUAAGGUUGCCGGAAGAUAUAGUCCCUCGGAACUUCAGAUUGCUGGAGGAACUUGAACGUGGAGAAAAAGGCAUUGGGGAUGGCACAGUAAGCUAUGGAAUGGAUGAUGGAGAUGACAUUUACAUGCGCUCUUGGACUGGCACUAUAAUUGGUCCUCACAAUACUGUACAUGAAGGUCGAAUUUAUCAGUUAAAGCUCUUCUGUGAUAAAGAUUACCCGGAGAAACCACCAAGUGUUCGCUUUCAUUCACGGAUCAAUAUGACUUGUGUUAACCAUGAAACCGGAGUGGUGGAACCAAAAAAGUUCGGACUUCUUGCAAAUUGGCAGCGAGAGUACACCAUGGAGGACAUACUGACACAGCUGAAGAAGGAGAUGGCAGUACCACACAACCGUAAGCUGGUCCAGCCUCCUGAGGGUACCUACUUCUAGCUUCCGGGGUCAUAUAGAUAAUGGAGCAUAUUGUUUUUGCAAUAUGCAACAUGUAGUUUAUAAUCCAGUGGUGGUCUCUGGGGAAUGCCCUAAAAAAGUUUCUCCAGUUACCUUUUCAUGGCUUCGUUGACAUUUUGUCUGUCUUAUUUCAUGGAACUGUAUUAAGGGAUGCUGUUUGAUUAAUGGGAUUUAUCAGUGUGUCAAAUAUUUAAAAACACCCAUCAAGCAGUAGUUUUGUUUUA
Molecule: messenger RNA, 863 nt
Organism: Populus nigra (black poplar)
Lineage: Eukaryota; Viridiplantae; Streptophyta; Magnoliopsida; Malpighiales; Salicaceae
Product: ubiquitin-conjugating enzyme E2 variant 1D
Exons: 5
Coding region: 292-621 (109 amino acids)
Biological process (GO): DNA damage tolerance; protein K63-linked ubiquitination
Cellular component (GO): nucleus
Source: RefSeq, a predicted model, not a curated record